AAUGACCUAUUUUUGCAUAAGUUGUGUCUAGUCGUUGUGCAUGUCGUGAGCAUUCUGCUGUAAAUCUCCAGUUUUCUAAAAUUUAAAAAAAAAAAUGUAUUACAUUCCAAGAGGCGGGAACAGAGGAGGAGCUGACCAGUUUACGUGGAGUAGCGUAAAAACAGACAAAGACCGGGAGUAUUACUUGGGUCACUCCUUGAAGGCACCGGUGGGGCGCUGGCAGGAAGGGCGUGAUCUUCAGUGGUUCAAUAAACUUAGAACAGAUGGUGAAAGUGUAUCUGAUGAACGGGCGGCUGUCAGGCAAGCUGAGAAAGAAGCAAUGAUGGCUGCUCUCGGACAAAAAGUCAGCAAAAGUCCACCAGCAGUAGCGUCAACACAGGUGAAUGCGAGUCAAAUGACACCAGCCCAUUCGAAGAUAUCCAGCGGUGACAGGCCGAAGAAACGAACUAAAAGGUCGCAUGAUGUCAGGAGUAAAAAGAAACGCAAAAAAGAGAAGUCAAAGGAAGCCAAGAAGAAAUCCAGAACUCACAAGCGAGGCUACCGCCGCUCCGAUUCUGACUCUAGCUCCGAGUCCAGUUCAUUUGAUUCAUCAGCAUCUUCUGAUUCAGAAGUAGAGACGCCGAAACAAAGAAAGCACCGCACACGCGACCCCCACGAAGAUACACCACGUAAAAAACGCACCUAUGAGAUGGCAGCGGAUUCAAGAAAACAGAAGUCUACCAAGAUGCCCGGCGAAGAAAUUAAACGACAUGAUUCCUAUGAGAGUGGAAGUACGAGACACAGGGAUAGACCAUCAGACAAACACAGGGAUAGACCAUCAGGCAAACACCGUCACAGACAUACAGAUAGACAUCGAGUGUCCGCUUCACCGUCCAGUCGAAGGCAGACUUCAGACACUGCACGCCACACCAAUCGUUCAAGCAAUUCGACUCAAGACCGCAGGUAGACGGGCAAAAUAUCCAGAACGACAGAGAUGGAUGAUACUGGGAAAUGAACGUGCUUCUCGGUGAAACUCAACCGGCGCGUGAAAAAUCAGAAAGCAAUUUGACAUCACCAUGGCCAGUCCCUUCUUCCGUAACAAAUUAUCUGACUUAUCUUUCGCUAAUGCAAAGUAGACAUAAAGCGAUGCUAUUAUGCAAGCUCUUUGAUCUCCAUAAAAAGCGCCUCAUAAAUACCUGAGAUCGAUUUAAAGCUUGCAUAGUGGACAAAAGAGGUACUGGUCUGUGAUUGGUUUUUAAGAUGUGAUUGUUUUUAAGUUGGCGACGUCAGCGCCACUCCAGUUAAUACUCGGUUACUGUUUACGACUGGAAUAAAUUUUGCAGGAGCUUGUAGAUAUGCACCAUAUAAACAGGUGUGGAUUACUGACUACCAUUUUAACAGUGCUUCCUUUUCGCAUAGACGUCACUAAGGAUAUUUUGAAAAACCUGCAUCCUGUAAGCCUAUUGAAAGAGUUUAUGAACUGAAAUUGUCGGUGAUUGAAAGUUUGGCGCCAAACAAAGUCUUUAUUUUUAAGAUGACGGGAUAAUCGCGUUGCUUUUGCUGAUGUAUACAUUUAUGUUAGUAGGUGCCAUUGCGAAAAUUAAUGUUUAGGACAUGUGCAUUUCUUCAGCCGCUCCGUGAGGUUUUAUUUGUGAACGGCAUUGGCGGAUUUGGGGAUGAGCGCAAACGGAGCGAUGCUCCCAGUCUGCGAAAAGGGUUUUUAGUAAUAGUGUGAAGUGAAGAGAACAACUUUUGUGGCCCUUACUCCCCAUAGCAUGCAUAAAACCCUCAAAUUUAUCCUCACGUCUCACAGGCAAUAAAAAUUGCAUGAAGAAAUCCUCCGAUGAUUUUGUCAGCCCCCAUUCCCCCCCGAACAUUACUUUUGUUUUGGGUCAGCUCCAGAACGACACCUAAUUGCGCAAUAAAAGUGCAACGUACAACCCCCACUGACUUCAUGAAAAAAAGGUUAAGACGAGAAAAAAACUGUUGGCUGCUGGGGUAUUAAAUGGAGAGUUGGUCGGUCAAGAGUCCAUUACAGGGGAAUGAACGUGUUUUUUGCAAGGUUUUCAGGAUUUGACGGGUCGGUUUUCAACUUGUGACUGAUUGGGCAGACCUAAAAAUCGUGCGAAAUUUGGCCGUCAACUAAUUUAAAAAGCCAUUUGAAGCUCACAAGGUUCGCUUUCUCAUCAAAAACGAGUGCACUAAUGCGCAAUACGAGAACCAGCUUUCUACGUAAAGUAUAUUAGACUUACUAUUUAUAUACUGCUGAAAUCAGCAGUGUCCAGAGCCAUUUUUGUACAUGUAUUUGAUUUUUCUUUGAUUGACAGGAAUUUAUCGAGGACCAUGCAAGAGUCUUUACUAUAAAGUCUAAACUCAAGCAUAGUUUUUAAUGCAGCAUCGUCCUCUCUUACGGAGGAAUGGGUAGAAAUGCCGCAGAAAUCGCUUCACUGUACUUUUUACAUAUACACACUGUACCAUCUCAGUAAUUGCGUCCUUGUAGACUUACGCGCAUUUUUUAUUUCUGAAUUGAAUUGGGAUGGUUGAAUGCAAAAUGGCAUUGUACGGAACUAUAAGACAAACGCACAAUAAAAGAUAAUGUUUAAGAAUUCCUCACAAAUUUAUUAAUCACUGAUAAAAAGGCAUGCGAUGUGGUUAAUCGUUGGCACGUAACGUCUGCACCGGGAAUGAAACAUUUACAAGACCGAAUUCUCGCAUUUAAGUUGAGCCUCAAAUACAAAGCAGUGUAGCAAUCUAAACAGUCCAAAGCGAAAUUAUAGUAUUACUGAUGAUACAACUUGAAAUUAUACAGUUGAUUGAAAAAGGGCUCAGACUUUAAGAACUAUCUUUGUUUCUAAAUCAUGCAUGUACAUGUAACCACCACACUCACGAAAUGGCAUGAAAAACUACUUCCGAGUAAGACAAACAGGAGUAUAAGACGCAGGAGAUUAUCUAAUAUGUAAAAUGUGCACUCGUAGAGUACAUCGAAUAAGCUAACAUUUCACUGUGAGCAUCUGAUAAACAGAAUCAGAAUGAUUUGAAGAAGGAAAUCCAAUUAAAACAAAAGAGGAGCUAGUUAUGACAAUCCUGUUUUCGUUCAGUUGA
This is a messenger RNA of Acanthaster planci (crown-of-thorns starfish), 3081 nucleotides long. RefSeq lists its product as uncharacterized. NCBI's taxonomy places the organism in Eukaryota, Metazoa, Echinodermata, Asteroidea, Valvatida, Acanthasteridae. The record is from RefSeq and is a predicted model, not a curated record.